AUGGCGACCACUCUACCCCACAAGAAGAAAAAGCCGUCUCCUCCUCCUCCUCCCGCAGAGCCGAAGAAGCAAACCCUAGGCGCAGGCGGGAGCAAGAAGAAGCCGGGCGACGAGAUCGAGGAGAUCUUCCGAGGCAGGAAGGCGGAGAAGCGGAAGCAACCCUCAUCCUCGUCCUCGUCCUGCUGCCCCAACACCGGCAAAGAAGAAACCCUAAAGGGGACAGGGAUGGAGAGAAACAAAAAGGGCGAGAAGAAGAAGAAGAAGAAGGCGAAGAACGGGGCGGCGGAAGAUGGAGCGGAGGCCCGGGCGAAGCGGCGGAGGACGGCCGACGGCCUCCUCAUAUACUCCGAGCGCGAGCUCGGCAUCAAUCCGGACGCCGGGGGCACGCCGCUCUGCCCCUUCGACUGUUCCUGCUGCUUCUGA
This is a messenger RNA of Ananas comosus (pineapple), 423 nucleotides long. RefSeq lists its product as uncharacterized. The transcript has a single exon. The record is from RefSeq and is a predicted model, not a curated record. Lineage: Eukaryota; Viridiplantae; Streptophyta; Magnoliopsida; Poales; Bromeliaceae. The coding region runs from base 1 to 423 and encodes 140 amino acids.